Messenger RNA from Monoraphidium neglectum, 1116 nucleotides. RefSeq lists its product as hypothetical. The transcript is spliced from 9 exons. Bases 1 to 1116 code for a protein of 371 amino acids. The record is from RefSeq and is a predicted model, not a curated record. Lineage: Eukaryota; Viridiplantae; Chlorophyta; Chlorophyceae; Sphaeropleales; Selenastraceae.
AUGCUCAUGGCGACGCGCUCCCUGGUGGAGACCGAGCUGCGCCUGCGCGUGCGGCGCGACUGCCCGCGCGUCAAGGCGUUCAGUGGGGCGGUGGUGGAGGGCCUCACCAUGGCGCCCGGCGACGGCGGCGCCGCCCAGGGCCGCGUCACAGGCGUGAAGCUGCGCGGGGGCCGCGUGGUGCCGGCCGACCUGGUGGUGGACGCGUCCGGCCGCGGCAGCCGCACACCAGAGUGGCUGGAGGCCGCAGGCUGCGCCACCCCUGACACCGUCACCGUCGACUCGCGCCUGGUCUACACGAGUGCAGUGUACGAGCUGGACCCCGCCACGCACCCCGGCAUCCACCCCGUCAUGGUUUUCACGCAGCCCCCUGACUCGCGCAGCGGGAUGCUCCUGCCCAUAGAGGGCGGCCGCCACCACCUGAUUCUGACGGGCCGCCUGGGGGAGCGCUGCGAGGGCACUGACGAGGCCAUCACCCAGUUUGCUGAGGACAUGCCCCACCCCAGCCUGGCCACCGCGCUGCGUGGCGCCAAGAGGAUCGGAGACAUCCGCAUGUACGAGCGCACAGCAAACUUCCGCAGGAAGUACGAGGAGAUUGACCUGCCAGGCGGCCUCGUGGUGCUCGGGGAUGGCGUCUGCGCAUUCAACCCGGUGGGCCAGGGCAUGAGUGUGGCGGUGCUGGAGGCAGUGGCACUGGGGAAGCAGCUGGAGGGCGCACUGCACAGCAGCGCCAGGGCCACCCCCGACGCCGCGCCGGACGCCUCCGCCCAGUGGCUGACCGCGGCGCGAGGCGCGCUGCCGAGCGCGACGCGCACGUUCAUGCGCGGCGUGGGGGGCCUGGUGGCGAUCCCGUGGGCUCUGGCAACCGGAAGCGAUGCGGUGUACGUGGCGGGCUUUGAGCACACUCCCACGGAGAAGAUGAUCAAUCACAUCUUCAUGCAGAUCAGCAGGAUGAGCCGGACGGAUGCAGAUGCCCACGCCACAAUGAUGAAGGUCAUGCACAUGUUGGAGCCUCCCGCCGCCCUGACGUCCCCCAAGAUGCUGCUCAAGCUGCUGGUGCACACCAUCAGGACGGCACUGGGCGGCGGAGGGUCCAGGCAGGGCGCAGGCACCGCCUGA